This is a messenger RNA of Vanderwaltozyma polyspora DSM 70294, 1482 nucleotides long. RefSeq names its product protein kinase PKP2 (gene PKP2). Bases 1 to 1482 code for a protein of 493 amino acids. The record is from RefSeq and is a predicted model, not a curated record. Gene Ontology annotation, molecular function: pyruvate dehydrogenase (acetyl-transferring) kinase activity. Gene Ontology annotation, biological process: protein phosphorylation; regulation of glucose metabolic process. Lineage: Eukaryota; Fungi; Ascomycota; Saccharomycetes; Saccharomycetales; Saccharomycetaceae. The transcript has a single exon. Gene Ontology annotation, cellular component: mitochondrion.
AUGAGGAUGCAAUCGGUUGGCCCAAUGAGGUUGUUAAACCAGAGGUGGUUCCAUUCGAUUCGCACACCUGAUAUAUCCCAAGUACCAGAUUUUUCACAUUAUUCACCUAUAAAGCCUGUCAAUGAAGAGUUAGCUCCAUUCGUUCAUGACAUUAUGCAAGCUUACCAGCCUAGAUCCAAACAUGUCAACCAGCAGCAUUACUAUCACAACCGUACUGUGUUGUUAGAUGACUAUCUGCAAAAGAGUCCCCAUCCUAUGUCUUUGAUGCAGUUGGCUCAAUACUAUGAUGAUUCAACUAAGCUUACAAAGUUGAAGAUAAUUAAUUCAGGAAGGUUCGUGAAAGAAGAAUUGUCAAUCAGAAUAGCACAUCAGAUUAACAAAUUACAGCAAUUGCCUUUCAGUGUGGUGAAUAACUUUCAUUUUGUUCAAGUAUAUGAAUCAUAUUACAACAUUUUUGAAAGGUUUAGGAAAUAUCCUAAGAUAGACACAAUUGAGGAUACAUACGAGUUUACAAAGUUUCUGUACUUGAUCUUACAGGACUUCAAUAGUUUGAACUUGCCUCAUAUGAUCAUGGGGGCACUAGAGUGCAUUGUACUUGACCUUUACCCUCAAGAUGAAAUGGAUGAAUUGUUAUCAGAACUACUAAGGGCACGUAUUUCAAGACGGUUGAUUGUAGAGGAACACAUUGGGAUCACAUCAAACUACUUUAGUGGGAAACAGGAGAAUACAUUAGUACUGGGAGACAUUUUCCAAAAAUGUGAAGCUAAAAAAUAUCUUUUAGCAGCAAGCAAGUUGUGUGAGAACUCGAUCAAGAGGAUGUUCGAUAAGAACAUGCAAAUGCCAGAGUUAGUGAUUGAAGGUGUUACUGACUUGAAAUUCUAUUUCCUCCCUGCACAUUUAAAGUACUUGUUAAGUGAGAUUUUGAGAAAUUCGUAUGAAGCCACGAUCAAAGAAUAUAUUCGUAAAGGUCUGCCCAAACCUGAUCCAAUAGUAGUUACGAUAAUCGAGAAUGAAGAUUCUUAUCUGUUCAGGAUUUCAGACAAAGGUGGGGGUCUGUCACAGAACGACCAGAACAUUUGGUCAUUUGGAAAGUCCAAAGAGCUGGCCUCAGAAUCACUGGAUAACUUCCAUAAGCUUCCAGGACUCCAGACAGUAUCAAUAUAUGACCAUAUAUACCACGAGAAUGAGACCAGUAGGUCUAGACGGUUAGUGAAAUCGUUGUACCAGAACACUGCGCUGGGUCAAAUGAGUCAAUCGAAUCUGACAAAGGGUAUCUUUAAGUUUGAAAAGCCAUUAGCAGGACUCCUGGAGAGACCAAUAAGGUACAAACUAGGUAUUGGGUUAGCUACAUGUAAAGUGUAUGCUGAUUAUUGGAAUGGUGACUUGACGUUACAUUCCAUUCCAAGUUAUGGUACGGACACAGUGUUACGUUUAGGAAAUUUAAUGAAGAACACGACAAAACUCCAAUUGGACAAGGUAUGA